AUGAAGAAUUUAUUGCUAAUAAUAUGCUUAUUAACCACGGCAAUUCCUAUAGCCUUGGCGUUACCACAAAAUCCACCGCCAGCACCAGCACCAGCACCAGACGCCCCAAUAGGAAAAUUUGAGAUCAUUGGAGAAUCUGGCAUUAAUACUAUGCACACGGUGGUUGUCAGCCCUUAUUAUUUAGUUUUCAUUGAUAAAGUGGAACAAAAUCCAUUAAAAAAAGCAGAUGGAACUUCCGCUAUUUUUGCACAAUUUAACUGGAAGACACUAGAAGUUACCGCACUUGAAACUGUUACUGACACAUUUUGCUCUGCCGGUUCAUUCCUUGCUAACGGAUCAAUGAUAUCAGGUGGUGGUGGAGAACCUGGUGUUCCUUAUGUAGAGGGUGGUAACACCAUUAGAACCUACGAACCAGAUUAUGGUACGGUUUAUGAAAAUAUCGGUGCGAUGAGUUCUCUUCGAUGGUAUCCAGCUAUGCUCACAAUGUCAGAUGGAAGAGUAUUGAUAAUGGGCGGUUCAAACAAAGCAACAGGCGUCAAUAGAGCUGAGAUUAAUGUACCAACUUAUGAAUUUUAUCCAACUGCUGAUGGUUCAAAGGCAGUUCCAGUUCCAUUCCAAUUUUUGACUGACACAUUGAUAUAUAAUCUCUACCCAAUGAUGCAUAUAGUACCUAAUGCAGAAGGCAAAAAUAUUAUUUUCAUAUUUGCCAACAAAAAAAGCAUAAUUUACGAUUUGGAUAACGCUGUUCUUGUAAAAGCUUUACCUGACAUUACCGGCGUUUCUCCUCGUAUAUAUCCAUUGACUGCUACAUCUGUCAUGUUGCCAUUGAAAGUAGCUACACUUUUCGCACCAGAAAUUAUGAUUUGUGGUGGUGGAACUGAUCUGAAGCCAAAUGCUCCUACCGAAGCAUCGUGCGGUAGAAUAAAAUUGAAUGACGAAGCACCAGCAUGGGCAAUGGAUGAUUUUGGUGGCAUAGGAAGAGUUAUGCCUGAUGCUGUAAUUUUACCCAGUAGUGAUAUAUUAUAUAUUAAUGGAGCCAAUGUAGGAUAUGCUGGAUAUCAUAAGGGUCCAAAAAAUAAUCCAAUCUAUAUCCAUGACAAUCCUGUUCUCACCCCAGUACUUUACAAUGUCGACGCAAAAACAUACAGAACACUUGCAGCAUCGACAAUUCCUAGAAUGUAUCACUCAACUGCAACUAUGAUACCAAAUGGUCAGGUGUUGGUUAGUGGUAGCAAUCCACAAGGAGCUCAAACCCUUGGAACUAAAUACCCCACAGAAUAUCGUAUUGAAUUAUUCACACCACCAGAACUUCAAACACAGAAACCAAGACCCACAAUAGUAAACAUUGGUGGUAAUCCAAUUAACACCGUAACACAUUUGGUUUAUUACAAACAAGUCGUGGAUGUUACAAUAACUUUAACUACAACCGCUUUCGAUAAAACAUUACUCAAGGGUGCCUUGAUGAAUUUCGGCUUUGUCACUCAUUCACAACACAUGUCACAAAGAUAUGUCGAAGUUGUAAUAUCUAGCGUUACACCACCAGCUGAUGCAACUUCUACUACAUAUGCCCUUACAGUAGACAUGCCUUCAGAUGGAACAAUUUUACCUCCUGGUCCAAAUUGGCUCACUAUACUUUAUGAUGGAGGAUAA
Entrophospora candida is the source of this 1650-nucleotide messenger RNA. NCBI's taxonomy places the organism in Eukaryota, Fungi, Glomeromycota, Glomeromycetes, Entrophosporales, Entrophosporaceae. The record is from the annotation of a GenBank genome assembly.